Messenger RNA from Scophthalmus maximus (turbot), 1831 nucleotides. It is a transcript of the gene polr1f, whose product is annotated as RNA polymerase I subunit F. NCBI's taxonomy places the organism in Eukaryota, Metazoa, Chordata, Actinopteri, Pleuronectiformes, Scophthalmidae. The record is from RefSeq and is a predicted model, not a curated record. The transcript has 4 exons. Gene Ontology annotation, cellular component: RNA polymerase I complex. Gene Ontology annotation, biological process: DNA-templated transcription initiation. Bases 35 to 1156 code for a protein of 373 amino acids.
GCUCGUCGUCGCUCUUCCUGUCCUCCUACGCAACAUGGCGAACCUGGAGCAUGCCGAGGACGACCCAAAACACGCGAACAUGUCUGCUGAAAUCCCCGCCGCCUGCGCCGAAGACGUCCGACCGGCCGAACCGUCCCCCGGGCCGGACAGAGACGCGGGCUCGAUCCCGUCGUUCGCCGCCGCCUCCGAGCUGCUGUCGGCGCCCUACUCGUGCCUGGUCAUGAACACGCACCGCAGACACGUCGCCCUACCGCCCAUGUACCUGCACAAGAAGAGGACAGGCAUCCAGGGGGAGCUGGAGGCCGAGCUGCUCAAAUUCUCGGAGAGUCUGAAAGGAGUCCCUCUAGCCUACAACAACAUCAGAAUAAUGGGCCAGCACGGAGGUAUCUACGACGACAGCAGCUACAUCCACAUGGACAUAGAGGCCAAUUUCAUUGUGUUUCAGCCCAAAAAAGGACAGAAACUGCUGGGUAAGGUGAAUAAACUCGGAGUGAGCCAUGUGGGCUGCCUGGUGCACGGCUGUUUCAACGGCAGCAUUCCCAAACCAAACCUGGUCUCUAUGGAAACCUGGAGGGACGCAGGGCCGAGGAUCGGAUCAGAGCUGGAGUUUGAGGUGACUGCAAUCGAUGCUGAUACUGCAGGGGUGCUGCUGAUCAGAGGACGGCUGGACAGAACCAGGGUCCAAGAGCUGAUGGCUAUGGGUGAGAGCUCAGAAUCGAGCGUUGCUGCAGAGCAGCCAGACACAGAACCAAAGCCAGAAACCAUGGAGGAGUCUCCAGAUGAAACUCCCAGGAAAAAGAAGAAAAAGAAAAAAGACAAAGAGGAGACAAAAGAAGAUGUGACACCCUCCUGCGAACAGGAGCGCAUCACAACACAAGAGCUAAAUGGUGCAACUGAUGAGGCAAAUGGCAACGGAGAAGGUGAGAAAAAGAAGAAGAAAAAGAAGAAGGAGAAAUGUCUGAAAGAAGAGGAGGAGGAGCUUGAGCUCUCUCCCUUGGACGUCCAAGGGAGCGACUCCAGCGGCUAUGUCAGUGACAAGCCCAGCAAAAAGAGAAAACACGAAACUGGUAGCGAUGUUAUAUCUAGUUUUAGUGACGUACCUGAAACACCCAAAUCCAAGAAGAAGAGGAAAAGCAACAUUGAACAGUUUGCCUGAAAAACAGGAUUGUGUUCUGAUUGGACAUCAGGUUAAUUGUGCAAAAUUAUUGAGGUGAUACCAAACAUGUUGAUGACAGUGAAAUAUACAAAUGUGCCUUAGCGAUUAAACACAAUUUUUUGCGAGCAAGAAUUCUGCAGCUUGUUGGGUUUUUCUGACCUCCUUUAAUAAUAAUUCGUACAAGAAGGUCAGGUUCACAGUCAGAGUCUUUCUGCAGUGGCAUUGUGUAGUUUGUGCAAAAGCGCAUGAGGGGGUUAAAUGCAGACUUGUCACAGCGGUCCUUAUCGGAGUGUGGUUCCUGUAUGCUGCCUGAUGGGGGCGCAAAACUGCUUCAUCCAAACUGGGACACAAAAAUCAAGCAGUGAAACGUCAUCAGCUUCAUCUGUUAAAACGUGGCCGUGAGUGUAAACACGGGCAGGUUUUUGCAUUGAAGCUGUUGAACCAAAUGGGACAAAACAAAACGAUGCAUGACAACCAAGACUACCAAACUCAAUAUUCAGGCAGAAUUACAGUAUACAUCACUGUAUUGAUCAUUGCAUACACCGCAUUCAUGAAUCGUUUCAAGUGAACUACUGACAUUCUGUGGUGCUGAAUGGGCAAUCAUCACACGGUGUGUUGUCUCUUUUUUGGGAGGAGAUGAGAACCAAAAGAUUAUUAAAGAUAACUAUAUUUUGA